AUGACAACCAAAACCCCCGUCCUCACCGAAAAGGCCCCCAAGCCUUUGCCUGGUAUCUACUCCCAGGCCAUCAUCGCCAACGGUGUUGUCUACUGCUCCGGUGCCGUACCCAUGGACGCCGAGACUGGAAAAUUGAUUGAUGGCGACGUUAAAGCUCACACUCACCAAUGCAUCAAAAAUCUGACCCACGUCCUCGAAGCGGCUGGUUCCUCGAUUGACAAGGUUGUUAAAGUGAAUGUGUUUUUGGAUAAUAUGGAUAACUUUGCGGAUAUGAAUUCGGUGUACACGCAGUAUUGGGGGGAUGUUAAGCCUUGCCGAACUUGCGUUGCUGUCAAGACUUUGCCGCUUAAUACGGACGUUGAAAUUGAGUGUAUUGCAGUUCUAUAG
Messenger RNA from Talaromyces amestolkiae, 387 nucleotides. RefSeq lists its product as uncharacterized. Lineage: Eukaryota; Fungi; Ascomycota; Eurotiomycetes; Eurotiales; Trichocomaceae. The record is from RefSeq and is a predicted model, not a curated record. Gene Ontology annotation, cellular component: cytosol; mitochondrion. Gene Ontology annotation, molecular function: deaminase activity. Bases 1 to 387 code for a protein of 128 amino acids. The transcript is spliced from 3 exons.